Eupeodes corollae is the source of this 5275-nucleotide messenger RNA. RefSeq names its product protein strawberry notch (gene sno). Gene Ontology annotation, biological process: regulation of DNA-templated transcription. NCBI's taxonomy places the organism in Eukaryota, Metazoa, Arthropoda, Insecta, Diptera, Syrphidae. Gene Ontology annotation, molecular function: histone binding; chromatin DNA binding. The record is from RefSeq and is a predicted model, not a curated record. Gene Ontology annotation, cellular component: nucleus. The transcript is spliced from 15 exons. Bases 510 to 4883 code for a protein of 1457 amino acids.
UUGUCCAUUGCUUUUGGCUCGGUUACUCGUGUGUGGUUUUUCGCGCACGGCUGCUAAAAGAAAAACGUGAUACAAAAGAAAAAACCACAUCGAAUAAUUUUUUAUUUCGUGAAUAAUUCUCCCGACUUCGUGUUUCAAUGAUCAAAAAAACACCUCGCCUUUUUUGAAUGAACAACAUUUUAUCGCAAUUAAAGCAUGCGGUGCAAUUAAAACGGAAAAAAGUGUAUUAUAAAAUUAUUUUUUCCUUUCAUUUUGCAUAGAUUAAUUUUCCUUUUGCGUUCCUCCCGUUCCCGACACUAAACUCUUGAAAUCGAAGUCGACAAAGUAUACGCCGUAGCGCCGUAGAAGAAAAGAAAAAGAAAAUUGGAUUUUUUCGUCGCGAGUCGGUUUUAGAUUUUAUAAUUAAUUAAUUUAUAAUAAUUGUGGUGUGCAGUGAAAAACUACGAUUAUUUUGAUUGGAUUACUUUUAUAUAAUUUGUUGGAUUAAUUUCUCAAAAGAACACAAGAAAAUGGCAACUACAAAGCAAGCCAUAGACUUUGGUAAUGAUGACGUUGACGAUUCGUCUGGUUCAGAUUUCGAUGACGACGAUGACCCAGAUAAAAUAGAAGUACCAGGUGGCGGUCGUGAUCUGCAGACAGCUGUUACAUAUGCAAAAAAUAGCUCUCACAAUAACAAAAACUCCUUGCUGAUUUCAUCGUCAAAUCAAUCAUCAACAACACAAUCGGCGAGUUCAACAAACAAAGCAAUGGCUCAAAGUGUCAAUACAAAAAAUAACACAGGUAAAUUACAACCUGCACAACAAAUGCAAAAUGUUAAACAACUCCAACAACAACAACAACAUCAACAACAACAACAAAAACUAUCAUCGUUGUCCCAACUUCAGGCAGGAAUCAAUCCAUCUGCAUCUGGGUUUGAUGCUCUAAAACAGCAAACAAUGCCCCAAACCGGAAUUUCAUAUCUUGGUGGUGGACUAUUAGGCAAUGCCGCCGGUGGAAGUAGUAGCACUGGCGGUAGUGUUGCCGGGAUUAACAUGAACUCGGCCCAAUUGAUGAACAUGGGAUAUGGCAGCGGGCUGCCAGCGUAUUAUCAAAGCAAUUCUAUGGCGUCUAUAUUGGCGCAGAUGGGCAUGGCAGGAUUUGGAAAUUUGCUUGCUCCAUCCACGGCAACAUCAGCUGGAAGGGCACAACCCGUUGCAAAUCAACAAAUGGCCCAAGAUCCAAUGGCGCGAAUUAAUCAAUACGUUUUGCAGAAUAUCCAAGCUCUUUUGGCAGCAAACCCAAGCUUCCUAACAAGCGGAAUUCCCAAUAAGCUUCUAUCUCAAAUGUGGAUGCAAGCCCCAAUGAAAACAAACCAAGUUGCCGAAGAAGAGGAAGCUGACUUCGAAGAAAUGGGUGUUGCUGAGACCUACGCCGAAUAUUGGCCCGCAAAGUUAAAAUUGGGUAAAAAACAUCCAGAUCCUGUAGUCGAGACGGCUUCCCUAUCAUCAGUAGAGCCUUGUGAUGUGUACUACAAACUGUCCAUUCCACAGGAGACCAUCCAAAGUGGUCAGUUAAGUGCGUUGCAAUUGGAGUCUAUAACUUAUGCAUCCCAAGCACACGAUCAUCUUUUGAACGAUGGCAGUCGAGCCGGAUUUUUAAUUGGUGAUGGUGCUGGUGUUGGUAAAGGCCGCACCAUAGCUGGAAUAAUUUUUGAAAACUACCAAAAGGGUCGAAAGAAGGCUCUUUGGAUCUCAGUCUCAAAUGACCUGAAAUACGAUGCGGAGCGUGAUCUAUCUGACAUAGGAGCAGGAAAGAUUGAAGUGCAUGCAUUAAAUAAGUUCAAGUACGCCAAAAUCUCAUCAGAUGUCAACAACAACUGCAAACGUGGCGUCAUUUUCAGUACCUAUUCAGCACUCAUAGGGGAAUCGAAUAAUAAGACUGGUAAAUAUAAGUCCCGGCUAAAGCAAUUGCUUCAAUGGUGUGGCGAGGACUUUGAUGGACUGAUCGUUUUUGAUGAAUGUCAUAAAGCAAAGAAUCUGUGUCCAGUGGGUUCUGGAAAGCCAACAAAAACUGGUUCAACUGUGUUAGAGUUACAGAAUAAACUGCCAAAAGCCAGAGUUGUCUAUGCAUCAGCUACAGGUGCGUCUGAGCCAAAGAAUAUGGCUUAUAUGGUCCGCUUAGGUAUUUGGGGUCAAGGGACAGCUUUCCCAACAUUCAAUGACUUCAUAAUGGCUGUGGAAAAAAGAGGAAUUGGAGCUAUGGAGAUUGUGGCUAUGGACAUGAAGCUGCGAGGAAUGUACAUUGCGCGACAGUUGAGUUUCCAUGGGGUGACGUUCAAGAUCGAAGAAGUUCCAUUGUCUAGCGAUUUUCGAAAGAUCUACGAUGAUUCUGUUGAAUUGUGGGUUGAAGCUAUGCAAAAGUUUACUGAAGCUGCAGAACUUAUCGAUGCGGAGAGUCGGAUGAAGAAAACUAUGUGGGGUCAGUUUUGGUCAUCGCAUCAGCGUUUCUUUAAAUAUCUCUGUAUUGCGGCUAAAGUGAAUCAUGCUGUUCAAGUAGCACGAGAAGCUAUUAAAUAUGGCAAAUGUGUAGUUAUUGGUUUGCAGUCAACCGGAGAAGCAAGGACUUUGGAGCAAUUGGAGAGAGAAGAAGGUGAACUGAGUGAUUUUGUAUCAACUGCUAAAGGUGUUUUUCAAUCACUGGUGGAGAAACACUUUCCAGCUCCAGAUAGAAAUCGAAUAAAUCGCAUCCUUGGCUUGGGAUCCAAUAAGAAGAGUAUACAGUUGAUAAUCGAGGAGAGUAAAAAGGAGACAGCAGCAGCUGCUGCUUCGACAUCUAAGCGAAAAGCCAGUGCCCGGGCGGCAGCUGGAAAAGCGGCGGGCAAAAAGGCUCGUCGAAGGUCUUCAAGUGGAGAUGAAUUCGACCAAAACUCCGAUGAUUCCGAUUUUAAGAUGAUGUCUGCAUCGGAGUCAGAAGAAUCUGACCACGGUUCAGAUAGCGGUCAAAGUAGUGAUUUCAAUCCAUUCUAUUCGGGUAGUGACAGCGAUGCCGACCCAUGGGUCAAUUCUCGAAAGAAAAAGAAGCCCAAAGAAAAGACAGUAGCAGCAACAGCGGCUGCGGCUGUAACAAAGAAAAAACCCACUUCCACCCAAGAUAAGAUUCAGGAGUUGUUGCAGAAAAAGCAAGAACAGAAAAAUACGGUAACCCAGGUGGGAGUAAACGGUAUCAAGAUGAAUUAUGGUCCUCCACCCAAGGAUGCAAUUGAGAGAGCCUGCAGUAUGAAGGAGGAGUUGUUAAGAAAAAUCGAUCGACUCGGAGAUAAACUACCACCGAACACUUUGGAUCAAUUGAUCGAUGAACUUGGCGGGCCGGAGAAUGUUGCCGAAAUGACUGGUCGCAAAGGACGAGUCGUUCAGUCCGAUGAUGGUUCAAUUCAAUAUGAAUCCCGAUCAGAACAGGAUGUCCCCUUGGAAACGCUUAAUUUGACUGAGAAACAACGUUUUAUGGACGGAGAGAAGGACGUGGCCAUUAUUUCAGAAGCUGCGUCCAGUGGUAUUUCUCUGCAGAGCGAUAGAAGAGUGCGCAAUCAACGCCGACGUGUACACAUCACAUUAGAGCUGCCGUGGUCUGCGGAUCGGGCAAUCCAACAGUUUGGGCGAACACAUCGUUCGAACCAGGUAAAUGCACCUGAGUACAUAUUCUUGAUCUCAGACUUGGCCGGAGAAAGAAGAUUCGCCUCGACAGUGGCCAAACGCUUAGAAUCGCUAGGAGCUCUGACUCAUGGUGACAGACGUGCCACCGAAACGAGAGAUCUCUCACAAUUCAAUAUCGAUAACAAGUAUGGCCGAACUGCAUUGGAAACUGUCAUGAAAACGAUAAUGGGCUAUGAGUCUCCACUCGUGCCACCACCCACCGACUACAAAGGAGACUUCUUCAAGGACAUUGCCGGAGCGCUAGUUGGUGUUGGAAUAAUUGUUAAUAGUGAAUCAAAUCCGGGUGUGCUUAGCCUGGAUAAGGAUUAUAACAACAUAUCGAAGUUCUUGAACAGAAUUCUGGGAAUGCCCGUUGAAUUGCAAAAUCGUUUGUUUAAGUACUUCACUGACACCCUGAACGCGAUCAUAAGUCAGGCUAAGAAAGGCGGACGUUUUGAUUUGGGUAUUUUAGAUUUGGGUGCUGCCGGAGAAAACGUAACUAGAGUUAAACUCUUGAAAUUCAUCCGUAAGCACGCUACUGGUACUGCCCCAACUGAGUUGCAUACAGUUCGUGUAGAGCGUGGAAUGAUAUGGCAGGAGGCUCUCGACAAGUAUGCUGAUCUUAUCAGUGAAAAAGAAGGAUUCUAUUUAUCCCAUCAACUGCGCAACAAUAAGCGAACUGCAAUUCUUGCGAUUGAAAUCGAAUCAACGCUAACUCCACAGCAGCAAAAAAAGAAAGGCGACUCAAAACCUAGCAAGAAAGAUAUAAUGUUCCAGGUUUACCGUCCCAAUACUGGUCUACAAUUUCGACCAGAGUCGUUGGCCGAAAUUGAGAAGAAGUAUAAGAAGGUCACUGUAGAAGAAGCUGAAACUCACUGGACGCAACAAUAUGAUGCCUCCGUGAAUACCUGUUCUCAUGCUUAUUGGAAUGGCAAUUGUAGAAAUGUAAAUAUGGGCCAGGAGUGUGAGGUGGGCUUGAGACAGCGUCUUUACACAGUCUUGGCUGGUUCUGUGCUCUCGGUAUGGUCUCGCGUAGAGAAUAUACUUUCAAUGCGCAGUGCGAUAAACAACAAGAUGCAAGUUAUUCGUUUGAAAACCACCGAAGGAGAAAAAAUCGUUGGAACGCUUAUACCAAAAACCUGCUCCGAACUACUUGUCCAAGACUUAAAGUCGGACGCUGAAAAGGUAGAGGAGACAUCCUUUCAAAAGGCUUAGAGUAAUAUAAGACCCUUUUCCUAUUAGUUUUCCUAAUUUUUGUUAACAAAAAGAGAAAAAAAAACAUAAACAAACAAUAAUUGAACAUAAAUAAUUUAUGUUACUUUAUUAUUUCUUCAUCGUUUAAUUUAACUAAUUAGGGUUACAUCCUAAAUUAAAUGUGAUUUUUUUAUAUUAAAGAAUAUAAAAACUUUUUGAUUUUAUUUUUUGAACAGAAUAAAAACAAAAAUAGUAAAUGUUGCUUAUCUUUUACAAGAAUGCAACUUAAGAAUGUUAUAAGUUUUUCUUUUUUUUUUCCUUUUCUUUCUUAUUUAAGUUUUAUACUAAGUAUACAACAAACAAACAAAAUUAUAAAUAUUAAAAAAACAUCAAAUAAAAUAUUAAUAAAAAUA